Messenger RNA from Symbiodinium natans, 4737 nucleotides. The record is from the annotation of a GenBank genome assembly. NCBI's taxonomy places the organism in Eukaryota, Dinophyceae, Suessiales, Symbiodiniaceae.
AUGCAGGAGGGAGACGUUGAUCCUGAUGCGGCGCGAGCGGUGUUAAGGCUCGGUGCUUUAGACAAAGACUGCGCAGAGGAGACUGCAAAGAAGACCUUGGAAGAUCUUGAACUGGAAGCUGAUGAGGUUCUGAUGAUGGAGCUUAUUGACUUCGCUAGGGAGCAAGGAGGCGUAGGGAAAGACAUCCAGGAGCUUAUUGCCAAAGCUCUGGCAGAGGUUCUUCAGGAGCUUGAUGACCUCAAGUUUACUGACACAGCCCUGGAUUUGCUGAUGCAGCUCUUCCGUGAGCAGUCGGCACCAAGGAUCACAAUCGCCCGAUGCUUGGAGCGCAUCUACGCAACCAAUCUCCAAGGCGUAGACCAGGUGAAUUUGGCCUUCAAGUUCAUCCUGCGGCAGGGGCUGGGCCUGACAAAUGGCUCGACAGCUGAGGCCAGCGAACUGCGGGAUGUGCUGCUCGCUGCAGGCAUUACUCUCAUCGAGCAGCAUGGGGAGGAGUUCGCCGAGGACUUGUACAAGACAGUCGAAAGCUUCGAGGAUAGUGAGGCUGCAAAAGCUGCAGGUGAGUCCGCUUCUUUGGGAAUCGCCGUGUUCUUGGGGGCGCUCUCAAAGCAUUUGAGCAGCGACAACCCCAAGGUGGAGGAGACCAUCCCCAGGCUGCUUGCAAGGUUGCUGGACAAGGCUUCGACGCCAUCCGUUCAAGAUGCGAUCGUGAAGGUGAUGCCGCCUCUCAUGAAGGCCAACAAGGAGCAAGCAGCGGAAGCGCUGGAGCAGUUGUUGGAGACAGCCCUGGCGCCCAAGACGGACCCGGUGACGCGACGUGGGGCAGCCAUGGGGCUUGGGGCAACGGUGAAAGGCUUGAGCAUCCAAGCGAUGUCUCAGUACCAGAUACUGAAGCGAAUCGAGGAUGUUGCGGAGGACAAGAAGAGCGCAGCAGUUCGGGAGGGCGCUGUCCUUUGCUUGGAGGGCUUGGCUGUGAACCUAGGCCGCCUUUUCGAUCCCUACACUGUCUUGUCCCUGCCCAUGCUGCAGAGGGCAUUCUCGGACUCGCAGCAGACGGUGCGAAAAGCGUCACAGGUCGCUGCAAAUGCCAUGAUGUCUCAGAUCAGUGGACCGGGUGUGAAGCAGGUCUUGAAGCCUCUCCUGGCUCCCAUCGAGGACCGGAACUCACCGUGGCGUACAAAGCUGGGAAGUAUCGAAUUGCUGGCAUCCAUGACAAGCUGCGCCAGAGAGCGGCUGGGAGCGUGCCUGCCGCAGGUGGUGCCGGCCCUUUGCAAUGUCAUCAACGAUGAGCAUGCAAAGGUAAAAGAAGCGGCCCGAGAAGCGUUCAACAAGAUCGCCAACAUUAUCAAAAGUCCAGAGCUCAGAGCCAUCGCGCCCGAGCUCAUCUCGGCCUUGACUGAUGGGGCGCAGUAUGAACAUAUCACUCGGGAUGUGUUGGACAAGCUCCUGGGCACCUCCUUCGCAACGCAUGUCGACGCGCCGUCCCUCUCCCUUGUAUGUCCCGUCAUCCAGCGUGCCCUCAAAGAACGUUCUGCUGAGAUGAAGCGGAAAGGGGCACAGAUAGUGGGCUCGAUGGUUAUGCUCAUCAAGGAUCCCAAGGACAUACAGCCGUACCUUCCUCUUCUUCUACCCCAGCUGAAGCUCACCUUGGUUGAUCCUAUCCCAGAUGUGCGCGCGACCUCCGCGAAAGCUUUUGGAAUUCUGGCGCAGGUCCUGCCAGAAGACAUGCUAGGCGGUGUUAUGCCCUGGCUUUUUGAGAUGCUCAAGUCGCCCGAGUCCAACGUGGAGCGCACAGGAGCUGCACACGGCUUGUCCGAGGUCCUCAUGGCCAAGGGCCCGGAACGAGUCCAGGAGCUUUUGCCCGACAUUCUUUUCAAUGCGAGCAACAAGGACGCAGAACCGCUCGCAAGAGAGGGCUACCUGGGUCUGUUCGAAUAUCUUCCGCCUGCGAUGGGAAGCAGCUUCGAGCCAUACCUGGAAGAGGUCCUCACCACACUGCUGGAUGGCAUGUCUGACGAUACUGCGUCUGUGCGUGACACGGCAUUGAAGGCCGCCCAGGUUAUCAUCAGGCACUUCGGCUCUUCCCACACCGCCCUGCUCCUGCCGCCGCUGGAGGAGGGCGUCUUCGUCGUGGACUGGAGAGUACGACAUGGAGCUAUUCAGUUGAUGGGGCAGCUGAUCCAGCAGAUCCUGCGCGCACAUCGCAUCCCAACCAACAGCGCGGAGCUGAUGCAGGUCGAGGCGCUUCCAAAAGAGUGGCGAUGCCACAUGCUGGCUUCUUUGUACAUCGUGCGCAGUGAUGAGAAUGUCAUGGUGAAGCAGGCGUGCCAGCAGGUCUGGAAGGCUGUCGUGCAAAAUCCGCCGAGAACUCUGAAAGAGCUACUUCCUACACUGAUGACGCGCUUGAUCGCAAACCUUGCUUCAACAAAUCGUGAACGCCAGCGAGUGGCUGCUCGCUGCGUUGGUGACCUUGUUGGCAAGCUCGGAGAGCGCGUGAUGCCCGAACUGAUGCCCAUUUUCAUGGACACGCUUUCGGAAGGCGACACGCACGUGCGAGAAGGUGUGUGUCUUGGGCUGGCCGAACUCAUCAAUGCGACCACAAAGGAGUUGCUGACGACGUAUUUGGAGCAGCUCAUCCCUGCCAUUCAGCAAGCACUUAUUGACGACGAUGAAGCCGUCAGGCUUCAAGCAAGUACCGUGGUGGCCUUGCUUCACAACGCAGUCGGGGCACGUGCAACGAACGAGAUUGUAGAGUGGCUGCUGGAUCAGCUGAUGCAGGAGGUUGUUGAAGAAGGUGAUCUUUUCGUGCUCGGCUUGGAGCAGCUCAUGAAAAAGCAGCCAGGAGCCGUGAAAGACCUGGUCCUCGGUCGUUUGACCUCUCCUGGGGAAGACGGCUGGACCCGACUGCAGGUACAAGGGCUGGCGACUCUAGCUGUUGUACCUGACAGCCACACAGUCCAUAAACACCUUUCGGACGUAAUGCCCGUUUUCAUCGAAGUGGCAAGCCUGGAUGACGAGGAUCAGCCCGAAAUGCAAGAGAUCGCGAUUGAGUCUGCAACACGGGUGAUGGACGCAGUGAACCAAGAUGGAUUGACUUUGCUGAUGACCGAGCUGCAGGGACCGAUGCAGGACAAGAACAACGCCUCACACCGAAAAGUUGCAGCGCAGCUAUUGCAAACUUUCUUCGAGAACACUAGCUUAGACGUGGUGUCCGUCCUGAGCCUCACGCUUCCAGCCGUUUUGCCAUCUGCGCUGGCUGAUGAAGAUGACGAGGCGCUGGCCACAGCUAUGGCGGCACUGAAUGCCAUUACCAAGAAGUGCAAGAAGGAGGAGCUUGCCCCUUACUUGAAUGAUGUGCGCUCAGCCGUCCUCAAUCUCAUCACGGACCACCAGACCAAGAAGGAAGAUCCAAACAUCUUCCUUCCAGGACUUUGCGAUCACAAGGGCUUGGAGCCACUCUACCCCAUCUACCAGCAUGGUCUCAUGUAUGGUACAGCUGAAGCUCGAGAGUUGGCAGCAAAAGGUCUUGGUGAACUCGUCAACCACACAACUGAGAAGGCGUUGGCGCCCCAUGCUGUCAAGAUCACAGGUCCUUUGAUCCGCAUUGUCGGUGAUAAGUUCCCCGGAAACGUCAAGAAGGCGAUUGUGGAUACCUUACAAGCUCUCCUCAUUCGAGGAGGUGACACCCUGAAGCCUUUCUUGCCCCAGCUUCAGACGACCUAUGUGAAGUGCCUUACAGAUCCACCAAACUCCGAGGCAGUUCGCCGCAAAGCAGCGGAGUCCCUUGGGCUUCUGGCAAGGAGGGCUGCUCGUACCGAGCCGCUCAUCAACGAGCUCAGCGCUUUCCCCGGAAACUCUGACCCUGCUGCGCGGGUUGCGCUCGUCGUCGCUUUGGGUGAGGUGCUGCUCAAUGUGAAGCAGAGCCCGAGCCAGGCUGUCCAGGAGAAGGCCUUGAAUGCCGUCGUGUCACGUGGCUCGACUGCCGAUGCUGCAGCUGACGAGCGACAGGCCUGCGGCUGGGCUCUCGGGAUCUUGUUAAGGAGGCAUAUGCCAGCAGAACAAGCUCUGGAAGAAUUCAAUGAGAAGGUAUCGCCACUUGUCAACGAGAAAGGUCCGCAGCGAAGCUUCGCUGCAUUCGCUUUGGCAGGAAUCUGUUGGGUACAGCAGCCGAAUCUUGCAGAGCCCGCCGACGAAGCCCUCAAGAAGCCUGCGGAUGAGUUGGCAGUGUCCAGCCUGCCGCAAUUCUUGAAGGACAAGGAUGCUGAGGUUCAGGCCGCAGGGCUGGCGCUGGCUGCCAGUUUAGCGAAGCUGCAUGCACAGAGCUCGGGAGCUUUGAGCUGGGAGCCACUGGCAGCAGCAGCCGAGCGCUUUGCUGUGUUGGUGGGGCCCGGCGAUGCAGCUGUGCCUGGUCGGACACCGUUUCUGGCUGCGCGACACUUCCUUGCAGCCUGUACCCUCGAGGCCGCAGGAGUCAGCGUAAGCGCUGCAGCUGCGAAAGUGGCUGCAGCCGUGGCGCAGCGCAGUGCUGGCUGGGAGGACACAGAGGAUGGUGAACGUGCCGUGGCAGCUGCUUUAGCAACCGAAAGCCGCAACGAGGAGGGCACACAGGCGGCACUCGACAAGUUGGCAGGAUGCCUCGAUGCCAAGGCAGCGCAGGCUUUGAAGACUUUCGGGGCAUCACGGAUACGAAGCCUGUCGUUCUUCACUGGCUGCAGCGAUUUCCCAUGGGACCUGUGA